GGCAUGCAAGGGACGGGCUGGACAGCCUCUGCUGAUUGCUGCAGCUGAUGCGUCUGGCUGCCAGUCUCGAGACACCCAUUUCUGCCCCUGUCCGUGCCGGGAUGGCUGGACGGCGGAGAGUCUUUUGACGUUAGAGAAUCCGCAACGCGAGCAAACCUGACCCCGCUUUUCGACCGUCCAGCAUUUUUUUUUUUUCCAGAACGCAUAAAAACUAUAUAAAACUUGCCGCUUCCCCCUCCCCUUCUUCUUACGCUCUGGCAGCCUGACAGACACUCACUCGGUCAAUUGGAGGAAACAGCCCCCGUUGCUUCUAUAACAUUGUUGAGAUCACCACCGAGAAAAGAAGCCCCUCUUCACUCCGUACUGCCGCAACUAUGGGUGGGGAAGCCCCGAGAGGAGCUCCGAGCAACUACCCAACCUUCGCGGAGAAGCCCGUCGGCCAGAAGAUCACCAGCAUCUACAAGGACCGCCUCCGCCAGUUCACAGCAACGGGGCAGUACCAGGGGCACAAUCUGGUCGCCAAGUAUCACGAGGCUAUUGUCGAUGAUGAGCAACAUGUCAAGCUCUCCGUCUACUCCGUUCCAGACUUGCAGAGGCCGCCCUUCAAGGAUGUCGUUUCCAAGCAGUUCAAACCCACGAAGGGAGGCGAAGUCUUCGGUCCGAGCUGGUCGACUCAUUGGUUUAAGAUCCAGCUGACAGUGCCCCCCAGCCUGACCGCAAAGGAACGUCUGGAGUUUCAUUGGGACGCCGGUAACGAGGGCAUGGUCUGGUCCGAAGACGGUCAUCCCCUCCAGGGCCUGACCGGUGGUGACAGAAUUGAAUGGAUCUUACCAGACAGCUUCAGAGACGGGAAACAGCACACGUUUUACAUUGAGAUGGCGUGCAAUGGCUUGUUUGGAAAUGCUGACGGGGAUAUCAUCCAGCCGCCAAACCCAAACAGGUACUACCGUCUUAACACCGCAAGAAUUACUGCUGUCAAUCUCGAAGCUCGCGCAUUAUAUUAUGAUUUCUGGAUGAUCGGAGAUGCUGCAAGAGAGUUUCCAGGUGACUCGUGGCAGUCUCAUGAAGCGCUGCGCAUCGGAAAUGCCAUGAUGGAUGCAUUCAUUGCCGGAAAUGGGAGUCAGGAGUCCAUCAAGGCCGCUCGCAAAAUUGCCGAACAGUAUAUAGGCACCCUCGUCAACUCUCCGGACGUUUACAAGACCGAGGGAAAGCCCAUUGUCUUCGGUAUUGGACACUGCCAUAUCGAUUCUUGUUGGCUCUGGCCGUUCGCCGAGACAAAGCGGAAAGUAGCCAGGUCCUGGUCCACCCAGUGUGACCUGAUGGAACGAUACCCUGAAUUUCGCUUUUGCUGCUCCCAAGCACAGCAGUUCAAGUGGCUGGAAGAAGACUACCCGUAUGCCUUCGACAGGGUUAAAAGCUGGGUCAAGAAGGGCCACUUCCAGCCGAUCGGGGGCAGCUGGGUAGAGCACGAUACCAACCUCCCUAGCGGCGAGUCUCUGGUCCGCCAAUUCUUGUACGGGCAGCGGUAUUUCGAAAGCCGUUUCGGCGAACGAUGCUCGACCUUCUGGCUUCCCGAUACAUUCGGCUACUCUUCACAGCUCCCUCAAUUGUGUCGGUUGGCGGGAAUGAGCCGUUUCUUCACGCAGAAGCUGAGCUGGAAUAACAUCAAUAACUUCCCGCACACGACAUUCAACUGGGUUUCCCCCGAUGGCACCCAGGUUCUUUGCCACAUGACGCCCGCAGAGACAUACACCUCCGAUGCUCACUUUGGAGACGUCAAACGCAGCGUCACACAGCAUAAAUCAAUGGACCAGGAUAAUACCUCCCUUCUAGUGUUUGGAAAGGGAGACGGCGGCGGUGGCCCUACCCCUGAGCACAUCGAGAAGCUUCGACGUCUUCGUGGUCUCAGCGACAAGGUCGGCCUGCUUCCACGAGUUACCAUGGGCAGUUCAGUCGAUGACUUUUUCGCCCAGCUCGAACAGAAAGCGGCCAAGGGAACCGAUUUCGUUACCUGGUACGGUGAAUUGUAUUUCGAGCUGCACCGCGGUACAUACACCACCCAAGCGAACAAUAAGCGCAAUAAUCGCAAAUCAGAAUUUGUCCUCCGUGAUCUCGAACUUCUGGCAACUCUUGCUACUCUUAAAAGUUCCAACUACAAGUACCCGAAGAAAGAAGUGGAUGAUAUGUGGGAGUCAGUGUUGCUAUGCCAGUUCCACGAUUGUCUCCCGGGAAGUUCGAUCGAGAUGUGCUAUGAUGAUUCGGACAAGAUCUACGCAGAAGUAUUCGCAACCGCCCGUAGGCUGAAGGAGGAAGCGAUGCGGGUUCUCGGCUUUGUUCCGGAGCAGAGCACAAAUCAGAAGCUGAUAGCGAUCAACACCUUACCCUGGGAUAGAUCCGAAAUUGUGCCAAUCGACCAGCCGAAAUCCGCUGCUGCCACGCCGCAAUAUGCCCUGGUUAGAGGAAGUACCGGUGUGGUAUCUGCAGAGCCGCUGAGCUCUUCCCAGAGUACAUCCCUUAGUGUGAAAGAGGUCGAACCAGGCGUGUUCCAACUCCAGAACGAUGCACUUACUUUGCGGGUGACUAACGGAGUUAUUACGUCGCUGUUCGAUCGCAAGGCCAAUAGGGAGGUCGUUUCCAAGGGUGGAAAAGCGAAUCAGUAUGUCAUCUUUGACGACAAGCCGCUCUACUGGCAAGCAUGGGACGUCGAGGUAUACCAUAUUGAAUCCCGCAAGGAGCUGCAGUCAGAGACCACCAGCAUUGGAGAAACUGGACCCCAUAGAGUGAGCGUGGUCACGGAAACAAAGAUCAGCAAUGAAAGCUGGAUUAAAACCACGAUCAGUCUAAAGGAGGCAGUUGGAGAUCUCCCCGCGUAUGUUGAAAUGGAUUGCGAGGUUGAGUGGCAUGAAAGCAUGAAAUUCCUCAAAGUCGAAUUUCCCGUGGACAUUGUGAAUACAGAAGCGUCGUAUGAAACGCAGUUCGCGGUCACCAAGCGACCAACACAUUAUAAUACAAGCUGGGACAUGGCGAAAUUCGAAGUUUGCUGCCAUAAAUGGGCAGAUUUGUCUGAGAGCGACUACGGAGUCUCUAUAUUGAACGACUCCAAGUACGGUUUUGCCACGGCCGGAAACCUGAUGCGCCUGUCCCUCCUUCGUGCUCCCAAGGCUCCCGACGCCAACGCGGAUAUCGGCCGCCACCAUAUUCGCUAUGCAAUUAUGCCUCAUUCUGGCUCUCUUGAUUAUCGCACUGUCAGGGCUGGCUACAACUUCAACAACCCCUUGAUUGUGCAAGCAUUCUCGGGAAAAGAAGCCGACGAUCUUUUCAAGGCCAUCCAGCUUACCGGCUCGCCUAAUCUGAUACUGGAUACGGUCAAGCGUGGCGAAGACGAUCAAGACGUGUCUCGGGGCGAGCUUGAGCAACGGCCAGGCAAGAGCAUUAUUCUCCGAAUCUAUGAUUCGAUGGGAGGCAAGAGUCGCGGCACUCUUGGGGUGAAAUUACCCAUCCGAAAAGCGUACAAAUGCAAUGUUCUAGAGGAUGACCUAGAAACUUUGCAUAUCGACAAAGCUCAAGAUGGGUUGAAGAUUGAUAUCGAGUUGAGGCCGUUCGAGGUUGCUACGUAUCGAUUACAGCUUUGAUCAGCAUGGCCGAAGGCUGUUCGGGUCAUAUAAGGUAGGUUAAUUUUCGCGUUUAUUCAUAUUGUUGUAUAUUUAAUGGCUGCUCUGUUCUUUUUCCUGCUUGGGGGUCUUGGUGGUCUUUGAAAUGGAACCGUUCUAGAGACGUUUCGCUACCAAACCCGGGACUAUUUAAUGUCAUGACAUAUAGGACGUAUGUAUGUAUGUAUAGUACAUACAGCUCAUAAUAGGUAUCUAUACUUUAUAAUGUCGGAAUCCAAUAUAGGGCUUUA
Molecule: messenger RNA, 3901 nt
Organism: Coccidioides posadasii C735 delta SOWgp
Lineage: Eukaryota; Fungi; Ascomycota; Eurotiomycetes; Onygenales; Onygenaceae
Gene: AMS1
Product: Glycoside hydrolase, 38 vacuolar alpha mannosidase
Biological process (GO): mannose metabolic process; oligosaccharide catabolic process
Cellular component (GO): fungal-type vacuole membrane
Molecular function (GO): carbohydrate binding; alpha-mannosidase activity
Source: RefSeq, a predicted model, not a curated record